CCAGAAGCCAAGGGCAGGGCGAGGAGAACGUGGUACGAGCAGGAUGAACUAAAUUUGUAUUAAAAAAAAAAAAAAAAGCGGGGGCAGUCCAGAGGAAAAAAACUUCAGAGGAAGCACUGAGCGCCCACGGAGACCGAUCGGCUGCACCCCUGCCCAGCCCUGCGCUUCCAACAGCUUUCAGGAUGAGUUUCCUUCUUUUUGCGGUCACAGCCCUCCACGUUCUUAUCCUCAUCUUACUCUUUGUAGCCACCUUGGAUAAGUCAUGGUGGGUUCUGCCUAACAGUGAAUCAGUGAACAUCUGGAAUGAAUGUCUGAUGGAUAAUCAACACCAGAAUUGGACUUGUCACCCGGUGUCUGACAGUAAGUGGCUUCAUGGUGUCCAGGCAUUCAUGGUUUUAAGCCUUCUUUUCUCCAGUUUAGCCUUCAUUAUUUUCAUGUGGCAGCUUUACACGAUGAAGCGGGGAAGCCUGUUUUAUGCCACGGGAAUUUUCCAAAUAUUGACUGCUGUCUCAGUGUUCACAGCUGCCUUGAUCUACACUAUCCAUGUGGACACGUUCCAGCAGGGCCGAAUGCCUGGUGGCUCUUAUGGUCAUUGCUUCGUGCUAGCCUGGCUAGCUUUUCCCUUGGCCCUUGUCAGUGGGAUUGUCUACAUCCACCUCCGGAAAAAAGAGUGACUUGCAACAGAGGAACUUCUCCAUUUAUCUUGGAAAGAGACGUGUUCUCCUUUCAAUUUAGCUAUGCAUUCAUUCUUCGCAGUUUUUGAAAUCACUCAUGGCACAAAAUUCUAUGCAAUGGGUAACUUGAUCCGUGGAGGUUCUUGCAUUAUAACUACAUGAUUUUCAUUUGCAUACAGGUAGUCCUUGACCUAUGACCAGAAUUGAGCCCCAAAUCUCAGUUGCUAAGUAAGACCAUUUUUAAGUGAAAGGUGCCCCGUUUUAUCAACUUUUUGCUAUAGCUGUUAAGGAAAUCACUGCAGUUGUUAAAUGAACCAUGUGGUCAUUAAGGAAAUCCGGCUUUCCUCAUUGGCUUAGUUUUCCAGAAGCCAGUUGUGUAGCAUCCAAAUUUUGAUCACAUGGACAUGGGGAUGCUGCAGUGGUCAUUAAGUGUGACAAUUAUUUUUCAGUGCUGUUGCAACUUCAAACAUGUCAGUAAAGGAAAGGUUGUAAGUCAAGGACUACCUGUAUUUGUAUAUACCUCCCAUGAUAUGGGAAGUUAAAGUUGUGCCACCAUACAGUGGGCAUUUCUUUAGUCUUUGAGAGGUUGCCAUGAAUUAAAUACAUUAAUAUUUUGCUGGCAAAAUGAUAUGACAUCAUGCCAUCCUAUCGGCCUAUUUUCCUAAUAUGGAUAAAUGUUUGCUUCUUCUUUUUGUAAUUACGUACAUGUAGAUUGUAGCCACUUUUUACUUUUGCAAAUGAGGGAACUAUAUCCCUCCUGUAGUGUUUCUUUUAAAUGAAUAAUCUUCCUUUUUGAUAACCUGAAGUAUGGCAGACAAUUCCCCCACCAUUUUUUAAAUAGAAACCAAUUUUUAUUUGAAAUAUACAUUUUAAUGGAAAAACAUGGAGAUGCAUUGGUAGUAUAGAUAUAAAAUAUAUUUCUUUUUUUUUUUUUUGCAGAUGGAAGGCAAAUACAGUGUAAAAGGAUUCUCGUGGGGGGUUUAAAAACAUUUUAAAAUGGAGUUUAAAUAAGAAUCUGUUUUAUAACAUGUUGGUUUUAUUGCAGAUUUUUCUGUCUUCACGUUUGUCUCUUGGGACCUAAAAUGCAGCGUGGAUAAAAUACCUAUUACAAUGCAGUUGAAAAAUCACUGAGCU
Pseudonaja textilis is the source of this 1808-nucleotide messenger RNA. It is a transcript of the gene EMP3, whose product is annotated as epithelial membrane protein 3 (MAM blood group). Gene Ontology annotation, cellular component: plasma membrane. The record is from RefSeq and is a predicted model, not a curated record. NCBI's taxonomy places the organism in Eukaryota, Metazoa, Chordata, Lepidosauria, Squamata, Elapidae.